CUGACGUGGUAUGCUCGAAGCGGGGACGUCGUGAACUGGCCACAUCCGAGGUCCGAUUUAUACAAAUGGAGCUUUGAGAUUUCCGAAUUCGGCGAACGCCAAUAUUUGUCACUUUAGUUUCUGUACAUUCAAACUAACUCUGUAAAUAUUUAAGAGAAAAUGGUGUUGCUAACGAUGAUUGCAAGGAUAGCGGACGGCCUGCCGAUGGCUGCAACCAUGCAAGAGGAUGAACAGAGUGGGAGAAGUAUUUUGGAGUAUCAGAACCAAGCAAAAAUGUUAUUUAGAAAGCUCGGACCCCAGUCUCCUACGAGAUGCACAAUAGAAACUGGACCUUAUUUAUUCCAUUAUUUGAUUGAAAAUGAUGUGUGUUAUCUGGUGCUAUGUGAACGAAACUAUAGCAAACGGUUGGCAUACAGUUAUUUGGAAGACAUUGCCCAGGAAUUUCAUUGCCAAUAUGGUAAACGUGUAAAUACAGUGACUAGACCAUACAGUUUUAUUGAAUUUGACACUUAUAUAAAGAAGGCUCAAAAAACAUUUUCGGAUGGUAGAUCUCGUAGAAAUAUGAAUGUACUGAAUAAUCAAUUGCAAGAUGUUCAAAGAAUAAUGGUUCAGAAUAUUGAUGACGUUUUGCAAAGAGGAACUAUUCUUUCGGAAUUGGAUACGAAGACACAAAAUUUGUCAAUGUUGUCUCAGAAAUACAGGAAGGAUGCAGCACACUUGAACAGCAAAUCAAUGUACAUCAAGGCAGUCGCUGGACUCGUUGCUUUCCUUGUCUUCCUGCUAUAUUUCUUUGUCUUUUAAUUUACUAAAAAGUCACUCAUCACUGUUACUGUUAUGUUAAAUGAUUAACAUUCUGUUAAUUAUGGGACUAUUCAUCUGAGCUACCGUUUCCAAGGAUAAACUCUACUUAUGUUUAAUAGGUAAAACUCACACAUUCACUAUUAUACAUAAAAAUGUAAUUUUUACAAGGUAAACAGAAAAGCAAGCAUGUAUAAUAUAAUAAUUGUGAGAUAAAAAGGUUAUUUGAACGUACCUACACACAUGGACGAAACGUAAGUUCUAUUUGAAAAUAGAUAUCAAUUCGUAAGCAUUUUAUUGCUAAUCACAGUACAUUGCUAUCAUAAAUGUUUGUUUUACAUAUUUACAAGAUUUUGCUGCAGCAUCAGUAUUAUGACGUAAAAGCAUUUUCUGCAUACAGAUUCGUUUUGGUGAGUACUGCAAUGUUUUCAUUUGUAAAAAUGUAUCAAUGAAUAACACUUAACUUUUGACUUUUGAAGUUUCAUUUUUGUACAUAAACAUUUAAAACAUUCAUAAAAAGGUAUACUAAUGCACACAUUUUACAUUGAUGCCAGUUUUAAUGUAUAAAAUCUUUUCGUUAAUAUCAGUACAUGCUGCUUUGCUGACAUUGGAAUUUCUGUCAUAUAUUGAUAAUAAGUUUAUUUUACGAAGUAGAUAUAUAAUUAAUUGUCAAAAAUGAUUUAGUAUGGAAUGAUCCUGUCCAUAACAUUCAUACAAAAAAUAUUAGUAUGAUAUAUUUAUUGUCAGGCAUAAACUUUUGGGUAGGUUAUUUAGCAUGGGCGAAUUAGUGUAGAAUAUAUAAAAGACAUAUAAUAAAUUUAAUGUGUUUAUAAUAGUGUUGUAAUAUUUGUAUCAAAUUCAAUUAAAGUAGUUUCUUCAGGCAAUGUA
Messenger RNA from Orussus abietinus, 1686 nucleotides. It is a transcript of the gene Sec22, whose product is annotated as vesicle-trafficking protein SEC22b-B. Lineage: Eukaryota; Metazoa; Arthropoda; Insecta; Hymenoptera; Orussidae. Bases 160 to 801 code for a protein of 213 amino acids. Gene Ontology annotation, cellular component: ER to Golgi transport vesicle membrane; endoplasmic reticulum-Golgi intermediate compartment; SNARE complex. Gene Ontology annotation, molecular function: SNAP receptor activity. Gene Ontology annotation, biological process: retrograde vesicle-mediated transport, Golgi to endoplasmic reticulum; endoplasmic reticulum to Golgi vesicle-mediated transport; vesicle fusion with Golgi apparatus. The record is from RefSeq and is a predicted model, not a curated record. The transcript is spliced from 5 exons.